Oncorhynchus kisutch (coho salmon) is the source of this 917-nucleotide messenger RNA. RefSeq names its product RALY heterogeneous nuclear ribonucleoprotein (gene raly). Gene Ontology annotation, cellular component: nucleus. Bases 21 to 911 code for a protein of 296 amino acids. The record is from RefSeq and is a predicted model, not a curated record. NCBI's taxonomy places the organism in Eukaryota, Metazoa, Chordata, Actinopteri, Salmoniformes, Salmonidae. The transcript has 8 exons. Gene Ontology annotation, molecular function: RNA binding.
UUUUGAGGUUCCUAACCAAGAUGUCUCUGAAGGUUCAGACCAGCAACGUCACGAACAAGAACGACCCCAAGUCCAUCAACUCACGCGUGUUCAUCGGUAACCUCAACACAGCGGUGGUGAAGAAGAUGGAUGUGGAGACCAUUUUCUCGAAAUAUGGCCGCAUGCUGGGCUGCUCUGUGCACAAGGGCUACGCCUUUGUCCAGUACGCCAGCGAGAGGCAUGCCAGUGGUGCUGUUAUUGGGGAAAACGGACGAUUGCUGGCAGGACAGACUUUGGACAUCAACAUGGCGGGGGAGCCCAUGCCCAACAGACCCAGAGGGCAAGACAUCAACAUGGCGGGGGAACCCAAGCCCAACAGACCCAAAGGGCUGAAGAGGUCUGCCACUGCUCUCUACAGUGGGUACGACUUUGAUUAUCACUACUACAGAAAUGAAUUAUAUGGCAGGCUGUUUGAGUACCGGGGCAGAGUGUCGCCAGUGCCUCGAGUGGUGCCAGUUAAGCGGCCUCGCAUGGCCAUGCCCCUGGUGCGCCGGGUCAAGUCUUUGCCCGUCAAGCUGUUGGCACGUGCUUCAGUCCUCCCCGGCAGCACCAUCAAGCAGAAGGCGGUGAACUCCAACGAGCUACAGGAUAUCAAAUCAGAGCUGACUCAGAUCAAGUUCAACAUUGAUGCGCUGCUCGGCCGACUGGAAAGGAUCACAGAGGACAAACACAUCGCUGCUGAGCUACGGAAGUCAGAGGACAACAAGAGUGAGGCGUUUCAGGACGAGUCAUGCUCAGACACAGAGGAGCUGGUAGACGAGCCCCAUAACAGUGAUGUGGAGGAUGGGGAGGAGGACGUCACACAGAAUGAGUGUGAAGAUGACGACAUGGAAAACAACCACCUAUCAGAAAUGGACUCCAACCUGCAAUAAAAGGCA